CUGACAUCACUCGGCGCGGAGGAGGGCAGAGCGGGAGGAGGGUGGGGUGACCCGGAGAGCCGCCCAGCGCGAAAGGAGAAGCCUCGCCGCCGCCGCCGCCGCCACCGCGCACAGACAGACGCUCGUCCGCCGCUGCCGCUGCCGUUGCGCCCGGCUCGAGGGGCGCGUCCCGUCCAGGGAGGGCAGGAGGACGAGGUCGCCGCCGUAACCAGCCGUGCCCAGGGGGACGCAUCCUGCUCCGGCGCUUCCUGCCGCCGAGAUGGCAGAAUACAGCAGCCUUCUGGAGGAGCUGGCUGAGAACAUCACCAAUGAAGACCUGGACCAGCUGAAGUCAGCCUGCAAGGAGGACAUCCCCAGCGAGAAGAACGAGGAGAUCACCACCAGCAAGGACUGGUUCAGCUUCCUGGAAAAGCACAAGAAACUGGACAAAGACAACCUCUCCUACAUCGAGCACAUCUUUGAGAUCUCCCGCCGCCCUGACUUGCUCACCAUGGUGGUCGAGUACCGCACCCAAGUGCUGAAGAUCUCUGAGGAGGAUGAAGUGGACACAAAGCUGACCCGUAUCCCCAGUGCCAAGAAAUACAAAGACAUCAUCCGGCAGCCCUCCGAAGAAGAGAUAAUCAAACUGGCUCCGCCACCCAAAAAAGCUUAAAGUGGGGGGGGGGGAGGAAGGGAGCAGCUGGGAGGAGGAUGACCCCCCCACAACCCCCCCCCCUCUGCUCCACUGUGCCCUGACGGUUCCAGCUGCCCCUUCUGGCUACACCCUGCCCUUUCUUCUGUGACUGUCCGCCUGUCUUGUGGGACUGGGGUGGGGAGCAGCCUUGGCCACUAAUGGAGUCUUAAUUCCAACCCCCCCAACCCCUCCUCCCCACAUACAUAUCCCCCCCUUGCCACUGACUGGUGUGGGUGAACCCUCAGGGGGGAGGCUGCUGGGACAGGUGUGGGGGCGGCCAGGGGGCUGCAGGACUUGCUAUGCAAACAUGGCGCCCACCUCUCCCCAAUUGCCACUCCCUCCCUUCCACGCACCCACCCACUGGGAAAGGGCAGACCCCCCCCCAAGUUUAACACCCCAACAAAAUCAAGAGCCUUGGCCUGUUGUUGUUGUUGUUGUCGUCCUUGUUGUUGUUAAGGAAGAGGUGAGGAUGGGCAGAGGAAGUUGGAUAGGGGGAGAUGAGAUCAGGUGGGUGGGUGUUUCGGUUUUAAGAAGCCACUGGGAGCCCCCCAGUGCAGAACCAGCGCCAGGAGCUGGCAUUGAGGCAUCAGUUUGCAGGGAAGAAAUUGGGGUGUUAGAAAGGACUAGGCAAAGAGGGGCAAGUUUAGCAAGCAAGGAGGGGAAGGGAACGAGAUGGAGAAGGGUUAGGAAGAAGUCAUGGCAGCUUUGCUUGUGGGAAAGCCUGAGGGGGCCCCUAGUUGCUCAGAUGUGCUGGGGGGGCCCUAGGGCCACAGAACAGGGCCCUGCAGUUUCCCCCUCUAGAAUUGUCACCCUGGCUAUACACCCUGCCAGUCGCCCGUGAGGCCUCGCUACCACUCUUGACCCCUCCAAAGUCAGCCAAGUACUGCAGCUUAAGAUUUUGCUGACAUCCCGGCUCAAUGCACACACAGAACGAGCGGCGCACUGGAGAUUUGCGCAUCUCACAGCAGCCACACUCCUCUUCAGCCGCGCAACCUGCCAAGACUUCUUUCGGCUGAGCCAGACACCCUAAAAGGCUUUUUUUGGGGGGGACAGCUGGUUGCAGAGGCGAGCUGCGGAGGGAGGGCAUUAACAUUUUCUCCCAGGGUGUUAUCUCUGAGGCGGAGGGCUAGGGUGCUGGAGUCCCAGGGCAGGGGUGCUAAGUACCUGCUGAGCAGGGAGGGGGACAAGUGGAAGACAGGAGUUGUGGGGGGGGGGGAAUACAGCUUGAGAGAAAGAGAGAGGAGAGAGAACAAAAGUUUGUGUGGAGAGAGCUGGGUUCAAUUUGGGGGUCUGCUCCUUCCCUGCCAGUCUGUGCUAACCCUGGGGUGGGAGAGCAGGCCUUUCACCAGGAGGCAAGCUGGGGGGGGGGGGGACACACACACCAGCCCACCCCCACUGGCCUGCCAGCCUCCUUGCCUGCCCCCCCGACUUUGUGCCUUUCCUCGGUGUUGGUCGUGCUGCUGCCGCCUCUCCUUCAACUUGCUCCAUGGGUGCCUCUUCCUCCGUUGUCGCCAGAGACAUUGACCCCUUCCUCCUCCUCCUCCUCCUUCCUCAGGGGGCUGACUUGGUGCCACUUCUGCCCCAAUUCAGUCCACCCCCCCACCCCCUGCCUGCUGGCUCGCCUUGAGCGGAGGGCCAUUUCCACAGGGGGCCAACCCUUAAUCGCCGCGUCUUUUUCUUUGCCGUGAUUUCUACUCAGUUCGUGGCUGCAUUGUCAUAGAUUGGGGGGGGACUGGUAGGUGGGGGGGCCAUGGGGAUGGUGGGACCCUUGAGGCUUUCCCUGUGGAAUUGCCUGCCUGCCUGUUGGCCCUCCACACACCCAGGAGACAGCCUGAUAUGGAGGGCAGGCCUCUUGAUGCUCCCUGGUUGCAACAGGGGCACCUCUGAAGCAACCAAGGCUACCAGCAGCCUCCCCACCUGCCCAGACCCAAGACAGCCGGUGACACUGCUUGCACGCACUCAUCCUGCAUCCCUGCAUACGAUCAUCGAGACACCCGUGUCUUAAAUAAAUCAGGGAAGUCCUGAGGGGCCACAUUUCUGCUUACAGAGAAAUACGUGUUGCCUCCCCCUGCAGCACAUGCAGCCCCCUUGGGUGCUGAGCAGCUGCCGUGUGUGUGUGUGUGUGUGUGUGUGUGUGUGUGUGUGUGUGUGUGUAAGCAGGCUAAAAGUGUUUAAGGAACAAUUGGGGGGGGGGAACAGUAAUCCACAUGCAGCAAGGAGGAAAGUGGGAUUUGUCUGCUUCUCUCUGUCUCCCCACACAGUUUGUUUCCAGAUGGAGCCAGAUGAAGACAGCCUCCCUGCCUCACAUGGCUGCUGGGGGUGUAGAGGAGGAGGAAGGGAAGGGGGGGCCAUGUGACUGUUUCUGAGCACCCAAAGCUGUGAUCCUGGCUGCUGCGUUCGUCUCUCUGCUGCAGCUUCCAUUGCACAUAUAUUGCCAUUAAACUAACUGCACCUGUUUCUGGGGUGGGGGGAGGAAAACGCUUCUCAGUUGUUGUUUUUUUAAAAAAGAGACCCACCCAAACGGUGGAACUUGCAUCAGACUGCAAAAGGAAAUAUAUAUAUAUAUUAUUUAAUUAACGCUGAAAAACUGCGCUGUGCAUCCUGGUGUUGUUGGCCAGGUGGUAUUUCCUCCUCUUUUCUCCCUGCCCCCCCCCCACCUUAAAGCGAGACCACCUGCUUCUGCCCUUCCCCCUUGCAGGUAGUGUUGUGUUCUUUUGUGUUACGUAUCAACAGGUGGGCUAGGUCUGUGUUUCUUACAAGGCAUCUUGUUUAGGUCUCCCCUUCCCCACCCCCCUGGCAAUCCCGCUGCCUCUCUACCCACCACACACAGCCUGAGCCUUGCCUUCAAUCUCUCCCCGUCCCCCCAAAUUCCCUGGGUCAGGAUCUCGGCCGCAGUGGGUCGUUCCUGCCCAACCAGAUGCAUUCCUGGCACAAAACUCCCUCGGUGCGUGUUGAUGUGCAAUGACUGUUCAGAAGUCCAGAGAGCUGGCGGAAAGGGGGAGCGAGGUGGGGCGGGGAGGGCUCCUCUGGAGCAAGGCAAGGGGUCAGCGGCAGGAGAGAGGCAGGCAAUGGCCCCCGUUCGAGAGAGGCAGGCUGCCGUCCCUACAACCACUCUGCACCCCCCCGCCUGCCUUCAGUUUGGCAUGGUGGGGCCUCGCCACAAAGCACCUUCUCGCAAGGUUGGCCGUGCACAUCUGGACACAACUCCAAGGGCGCAUGGCACACUCAGCCGGGCUCUCAGCACCGGGCUUGUUAUGCUUCUGGGUUGAGCCAAGCCUAGAGGAAGGGGCCAGAGCAUGUGGACUCUCCUUCGCCGGAGGUUUUUAAGUGGAGGGCCAUCUGUCCUGGGUGCCUUCGUGGUGAUUUAGAUGUGGGAGCUUGGGCUAGAUGUUGUUUCUGAUUCAGCAAUUCCACGACUGUGGAAGGGGCUUCUCAGCCUCCUUGCUCUUCCAGAGGUCAACCACAUUUCAAAUCAAGAUAUAUAUAGAGUCUGGGGUCCUGCGGAAAAGCUAUGAGGAGCGGUAGCAGAGGGGAGUGUUCGCUCUCGGCUAAGGGGGUCAGGGACACUGGGGAGGGCUCUGGGCUGCUUGCACUUGCUUGCUGCCCUCCUAAGAGAAGCCUUUGUGUGAAGACGUGCAGAAGCGCUUCAGCAAACGCUGUUGGAGGUGCAAAAAUUGCGCAGGAGGGGAAGGGGCUGCUACUGCCGCCUUUGCCUUCUUCCCCCCCCCCCCCGACUCCUUCCAAGGUCCUACCAUAACAAAAAUCAGCCCCAGGAAGCCUCUGCCUUCUCAAAGCCAAAACCUCAGCAGAAGGGUGGUCUCUGGUUCAGCUGCCCUUAAGUACCCACACCCCUAAGACACACACUUCUGAUGUUUACAGCUGAACAGUUGGUGGUGGUGAUGUCAUUGCAAAUUAGCAAAUUGGCAGCGGGUAAAAAUAGUGUCAAAAAAGAAACAGGGUGGCGGUUGGGGGGGUGAGGCUGGAAUUAAAAAGCGAACAAACAGCUCAAAACAAAGCGAAGAACAAAGGAGCUGAUUAGGAGGCAGCUCAGAAUCACAGGAUGCAGAAAACACUUUUUUUUUUUUUUUUUGCUUUGGGGCUAAAUGCCCACCACCCUUGGCAUGGCCAAGUCCUUCACCACUCUUAAAGGGCAGCCCUUGCCUGGUCUCCGGAUGAAUGCGCCUCAAAUAUUUUGCAAGGCCAGUGACAUUGCCGGAGAGAAAGGAGGCUCUCUGCUAGGUCAGGGCUGGGGGUGGAGAGGCAGACACACACCUGUGUGGCCCUCCAGCUGUGGUUGUGCCACACACACACCCUGGGUCUCCAGGAUGUCAGGCAGGGGAAAUUCCCAGCCCUACUGGAGACAAUGCUGGGGACUGAAUCUGGGGCCUUCUGCAAGCCAGGCAUGUGCCCUGCUGCUGAGCCACCAAUGAGCAAGGCCCUGCAAUGUUUAAAAGAACCUCUUCCCACAAGCCACAUAUAUAUAUAAACACACAUACACACAAAAGCAACUUUGCACAUACAGUGGACGCUCGGGUUGUGAACGUGAUCCGUGCAGGAGGCAUGUUCGCAACCUGCAGCGUUCACAAUCUGCGACCCGCGUGUCUGUGCACAUGCGCAAAGCGUAAUUUAGCGCUUCUGCGCAUGUGCCGAAACCCGGAAGGAACCCGUUCUGGUACUUCCGGGUUCUGCGCAGUGGGCAACCCAAAAUUGCACAACCUGAAGCGUCUGUAACCUGAGGUAUGACUGUAAUGUUAAAUUAACCCCACCACAACACUUUCUCACCUCCAAGAUGAGCACAAAGAGACAAUUUCCACGCAGACAGAAUGUUACCAGUCAAACCAGUGUGCCACCUCUGGUGUCUUAGAUUUAAAAUUCCGGGACAUGGUCAGGGUUUUUAUUUUCUUUUAAUAGUACAAACCCCUCCUCCGUAUUAAGUUCAGGUGCAUGAAUUGUAGUCCGCUGCAGCCGGACAGAAGCUCCAGGAGCCAGAACAGGGGAAGGAAACACCCAGGCCCCAAUCCUGCCUCUCCGCCAGCUCUCUCUACUUCCUCCCUCCCCAGCUGUCCCUGACCCCUGACGCUCAGACCGUGCUAACUGUGUGUACAUAUAUAUUAUAAAUAUAUGUAUAUUAAAUAUAAUAUUGAGUGUUUAGUGUUAACUUAUUCUCUCUUUUUUUGUCAAGUGGACCAAAACAAAAAAACAAAACCACAGCAAACAGGAACUGUAACAAAGUAUUAGUUUCUAACUCAACACAAUUUUUGAUUAAAGAAGUGUUUCUUUGAACAUAACGAUGAAUUAAGCAUAAUUUCAGUAUAGCUGAUGGGGUAUUUUGUUUGCAUACAAUUUGGCUAAGCCAAAAAUACACUGUGGAGGGACAAGGACUACCUCGAAGGGUUGUUGUGAGGAUUUAUUGAAAAAGGCAGUAUUCCGUGUAAAGUCAGGAUAAAAAAAGGGCCUCUCUUGGGUUCACUCAAAUCAAGCGGACCUGUGGAAAAUAUUUACCACCACCCCCUGCAAGUAAAUGAACUUGGCUGUUAUGGGGGGGGGCAGGUUGGGGUAUUUUUCUCGUGGGCUGAGAUGUCCCUGAGCCUUGUUUGCACCAUCCUCUGCUAUGGAUUCCUUCCUUGGAGGUUUUUAAAGAGAGGCUGGAUGGCCACCUGCCAGGGAUUCUUCGCCUGUCAUUCCUGCAUUGCGGGGGGCUAGUUGAGAUGGCCAUUGGGGUCUCUCACACUACACUCUGCAAAUGAACGGCUUUUCCUUUCCUUUGCCAGCCUUCCUCACCCGCAGCCAGAUAGCCUGCCCCCUUCCCCUGUGGCAACUCCACCCUCCACCACUGUAGCCACACGGGCGAGAAAAAAAUCUGUUCCAGGCAAACUCCAGCCCUCCAGAUGUUAGGGACUACAAUUCCCAUCAUCCCUAGCUAACAGGACCGGCCGCCAGGGAUGAUGGGAGUUGUAGUGCCAAACAUCUGGAGGGCCGGAGUUUGCCUAUGCCUAGGCUAAGCACUGCCAGCUUCAAUAAAUGAAAAAUGUACGUUAAAAAAAUCGGGGAAGCCAGUACUCCCAGGACGGCCAAUGACAAGGAAGUGAGCCAUGGGUGCUAAAUAAAUGCCGCCAGAGUGUUGUGGGUUAAGUGUUCCCAAUGAAAUAGGGGGGGGGGGAUGCAGGGUUCGCUUCCACUGUGCUGGAUCGGGGCCGUUGUACAGAUUCAGAAAAACCACUGAAGCGAGUGUGUUUUAACGGUCGAGUGGAAGUGAUGGAUGGCAGUCUUUCUGCCCAGCAGAAGGGAAGUUAAAAAGGGAGUAGCUCUCAACUCUCAAGGAGAGCCCAAGUCCUGCAUUGACGGGGCGGGGGGGGCGUGUCUGGAUUCGGCCGCCUGCAGCCCACCCACCCGCUCUCCAAUUCCAUGUUUCCAAGUCAACACGAGGGGUCAGGGGUCUCCACAGCUCCCACCACCCCAAGCUCCUGAGCUGUUCCCCCAAAGUGGCUUGCUGACUUGCACUGUUCAUUCCUGCCUUCUCCUGUAAGUGGCGAUGUUCUUCGCAGCUUUUUAUUUUAAAAAAGGAAAAUGUUUCUUUAAUCAAAACUUGUCAUAACUGCAAAGUUAAUUUUUUAAGGGUUUUUGUUUUUUGUUUUUUUUUAGAGUAAAGGAAUAAAAGCUCCUGCGUUGAUUACUCUCCCCUGAUCCCCACCCUCAAAUUUUCUCUCCAAAAUGUAAUGAGAGUCAUUGUGCUAAUCAUGGAAAUAAAAGUCAAAGGUAUUGUGUA
Podarcis muralis (Common wall lizard) is the source of this 7439-nucleotide messenger RNA. It is a transcript of the gene PEA15, whose product is annotated as proliferation and apoptosis adaptor protein 15. Gene Ontology annotation, molecular function: protein binding. Gene Ontology annotation, biological process: regulation of apoptotic process; MAPK cascade. NCBI's taxonomy places the organism in Eukaryota, Metazoa, Chordata, Lepidosauria, Squamata, Lacertidae. The record is from RefSeq and is a predicted model, not a curated record.